AUGGAAAAGGGUGACGUUGAACUAGAAAUAAUCUCGAAGACGGUUUUAUUGACCUAUACGCUCGAUACUCAAACUGAAUGGACGUUUAAAGCAGUCAACUGCUCAUCCGCGUAUCCAUUAGAGAUUGCAGUAAACGAGAAAAUUAGUGAAGUGAGGAAUUUUCAGUAUCACUCUCAUUAA
Messenger RNA from Clunio marinus, 180 nucleotides. The record is from the annotation of a GenBank genome assembly. Lineage: Eukaryota; Metazoa; Arthropoda; Insecta; Diptera; Chironomidae.